This is a messenger RNA of Brassica rapa (field mustard), 3535 nucleotides long. RefSeq lists its product as uncharacterized. NCBI's taxonomy places the organism in Eukaryota, Viridiplantae, Streptophyta, Magnoliopsida, Brassicales, Brassicaceae. Gene Ontology annotation, molecular function: ATP binding; kinase activity. The record is from RefSeq and is a predicted model, not a curated record.
UUUUCCAAAAAAGAAUUAUGAGAAAUUAUUUCUCUUUAAAAAGUUUAAGGAAACAUUUAUGAAUGUGUAUGAUAUCUUCCUAAAUUUGAGUUAUAUGCAUAUUUUAGGAAAAUAUUACUGAAUAAGUAUAAUAUUUUUUAAAGCCUUUCUUCAAAAAAAAAAGAAAUAUCUCUUAAAAUUUAGAAAUAUAUUGAUAAAUAUGUAUAAUAUCUUUAUAAAUUGUAAGAAAGCUUUAUUAAUGUGUAUUUAAAAAUUUAGAUUGUUUAUUUUAUUUUUUGCUGUAUAUCUAGGUUUUAGCGUUCAUAAAAUAAAUAGCAUAUUUUCUCAUGACACCACAUCAUCAUUUCAUAUUUUCAAAGUGUGAUACAUUAUUACUUUAUACUGUUUUUAAUUGUUCACUUGAUUAAUUAUGUGGAGUUAUCUAGAUUUUAACACUUAUAAUAACUAUCAUCCAUUAUUAUUUUGAUAAUUAAAAAUUGAAAAUAUAUUUAUUUAUUAAACAUAUAUUAUUCAUUAAUUUAAACAAAAAAAUAAUUUACUAUAAUUUAGACUUACCAAAUAUAUUUAUAUAGUCUAAGGGAAUAUUUAUGUUUAAAUAAUGAUACAUUUAUAUUUUUAAUUAUUAAUGAAAAUAACAUAUUAUUAUUUAGUUUUAAAUAAUGAUACAUUUAUCUUUUGAAUUAUUAGAUCAACAUAUAUUUGGUAGUCCAGAACUGAAAUAUCGCACAUAAAAUCCAAAACAAAAGUCUAAUUAAAUAGAUUAUAUAACCUCACAGUUUUUUAAAACACAUGAUCAAAAAGAUAAAGGGCAUAUUAAUAACAUAGUAACCAAAUCUAUUCUUUCAAACUUUUUCUCAUACAUUGACAUUCUUUGCAAAACCGCCAAUAUGUUCCAAUAACAAUGACAAACAACUAAUCAACUUAACUUAAGAGUCAGUUUACAUAUCUUAUGUUAUAUAAUAGCCUUGGGUAAAAGAGUUUCUAAAACCUUUCAAAAACACAACAUACAUGGAGAAUAAGAUUCUUGGCUACACAAAACAAAAUUAAAUGGUCAAAACCACAAGAACAUCCGGAGUAAUAGGGCUCAAAAGCUAUUUUAGUACAGUACAGCAACACGUGGAGAAAGCAGAUACAUUGUCUCCAAACACAAAACAAACUCAAACACCACUAGUCCCAAUCUUAAGAGUUUUACCAAUCUUGAAUCUCAUGUCUCUUGAUGAUCCCCAAACCGAAUCCAUUCAUAUGCUUAACAGAUCAUCAAUGUGUGUUCCAGAGUUUAAAAGCAACAAUGACAAGACGACCUUCUCGCAGAUUUUGUUAAUCACAUCCAUUGGCUUGCUCUUAGCCCUUGCAUUGCAUUACCGUCUCAGGAAGAUACGUCACUCCAAGAACAUCCCUCGUCUCAGACGGUCUCACAAACACAAAGGCCAUGAGAAGCUCGAGAGAUUCUCUCACUACGUUGGUAAAAUCAAUCUACAUAUUAUCCUCUUCGAAUUCUCCAUGAUCAUAUACAUUUUGAUGCAUCACCAUAAGGACAUGUUGUUUUGUGUUUUUUAUUUCUUUCUAUUUGUUGCAGUGCGUCAAAUGGGAUUCAAGGACAGGAGAGAAUGUCCUCAUCUCUGCAAAUUAGCCAAUGAGUACAUAAGGAAAUCAGGUUGCUGCGAGGAAGACAUCUACAGUUUCUUCUCUGAAGAGCCUGAUGCUGAUUCCCUCUUCAUUAAACUCGUUGAGGAGUUUGAAAGGUGUAUUCUCAGUUACUUUGCUUACCACUGGAGCCAUGCAGAUCUCAUGAUCAGUCAGAUACUCAGCGCUGAUGUUGAGCCUAAAAAGAAGCUCAAGCACAUUGUCAUGGCUGCAACAAGGGAUCAGAGGUUUGAGAGGGUGACUAAGAAUCUAAAAGUGGCAAGAGUGUUCAACACAUUGGUAGAGGAAAUGAAAGCAAUGGGGAUAGCAUCUGUUGAUGACUCGGAAUGUACAGAAGUAAUGGCUCCAGUUGCACACAAGGACAGAAGCCCUGUUCUACUCCUUAUGGGUGGUGGUAUGGGUGCAGGAAAGAGCACUGUUCUUAAAGAAAUUCUUAAAGAACCAUUUUGGGCAGGAGCAGAUGCUGUGGUGAUCGAAGCUGAUGCUUUCAAAGAAUCUGAUGUGAUAUACAGAGCUCUAAGCUCCAGAGGCCAUGCUGAUAUGAUCAAGACUGCUGAAUUCGUUCACCAAUCAUCAACAGAUGCAGCAUCAUCACUACUCGUUACAGCUCUCAACGAAGGGAGGGAUGUGAUAAUGGAUGGAACACUCUCGUGGGUACCGUUUGUGGUACAGACCAUAACCAUGACAAGGAAUGUGCAUCGCCACCGUUACAGAAUGGGAGCUGGCUACAAGGUUGGUGAAAACGGAGACGUGAUAGAGAACUAUUGGGAACGCAUAGGGGAAAGACAACAGCUGCAAGAGGAUGGGAAGGAGAGAAAGCCAUACAGGAUAGAGCUGGUUGGAGUUGUGUGCGAUGCGUACUUAGCAGUGAUUCGAGGCAUUAGGAGAGCAAUAAUGUGUAGAAGAGCGGUGAGGGUGAGAUCUCAGCUGACAUCUCACAAGAGGUUUGCAGAUGCGUUUCUUACGUAUUGCAACAUAGUUGACAAUGCGAGGCUUUACUGCACCAAUGCUCUUGAAGGUUCACCAAAGAUGAUAGCGUGGAAAGAGAAGGAGAAGACAUUGCUAGUGGAUCCAGAGGAGAUAGACUGUUUGAAGAAUGUAGGGAGGUUAAACGAGAAUGCAGAAUCAAUUUACGAGCUGUACAGAAGACCAAACCCUGCCUGUGAAGCUGGAUCAAUAUGGAAAGACAUUGUGCUGUCUCCUUCCAGGUUCAACAUUCAGCAGGAGCUCAAAUACUCAAUUCAGAAAGUGGAAAGAUUCAAACAGUGUCUCCAAGAUACACCAAAGUCAGAAACAGAGCAAAGUGAUGUACUUUCUUCCUAGCUUUGUUUCAUUCUAUGUAAGAGAUGUGUUAAAGGCACCAAAUGCAUCAUAUGAUUCAGACAAAAGGUACUAAUCUCACCUUAAAACUUUCCCAAGUUUGUUGUUCUUAAAGUAGACCAGUUCCUUCAAAGCAUAGUAUGUUGUCUGCAUUAUAAUAUUCAACAAGAAAUAAGCAUGAACACAUUGAGACAAUGCUCUAGAUUCAUACAAGAAUCAGUUCAGGCAGAAAGAACUGAUUCCUUCAAAGCAUAGUAUGUUGUCUGCAUUAAAACAUUCAACAAGAAAUAAGCAUGAACACAUUGAGACAAUGUUCUAGAUUCAUACAAGAAUCAGUUCAGACAGAACUAGACGAGCAUUAACCAUGUAAGAAGCUUAAAGCAGACCAGUUUCUUCAAAGCAGCAAUGAAACAAGAACUUUCAACAAGGAAGAAGCUAAACACGUUGAGACAAUGUACAAGAAUCAAUUUAGACAGAAGUAGAUGAACAUUAACCAUGUAAGAAGCUUCAUUAAAACAAACCAACAAUUACAAAACAAAGGGUUUCAAGAAGAAACCAGAAACAACGAAAA